AUGCUGGAUAUACAUCCAACCCCACCACUAGUAGCUCUCGUCCUCGGACUCCUGCUUUUACUUCCCCUCCUCCUCACCCCCCAAUUGAAAGGAUGGACCAAGCAAUCCUCAUCCUCACUGCUAGCACGCCUGAACCAACUCUGGCGCUGGCACCGUCAGUCCAGUGAAAUCGUCUCGCUGCGCAUGUACCCCAUAAAAUCCUGCCGUGGCUUCGAGGUCCAAUCUACCACCCUCAAAGAACACGGCCUUGAUCUUGAUCGGCGCUGGAUGCUGGUUGAUGCGUCGACGCGCGAGUUUUUGACUAUUCGUCAGAUCCCGGAUAUGACUCGUAUCGGGACGGGGUUAAGUGCUGAUGGAACUGAAUUGGUAGUUACCAUUCCAUCCAAGACUACUGCCAAUACUACCGCUGCCGACAAGCCUGCGGUUAAUACCGUCCGUGUUCCCUCUCAUCCAUCUACAGAAUGGCUGGAGGCUAACACGGCGGUGGCCCCGGUUAAAAUUUGGGACAACGACACGGAUGGAUACAUCUACAGCGAUGCUAUCAAUGCUCCGUUCUCAGAGUUCCUGGGCCGCCCCGUUGCAUUGGUGUACAAGGGUCCCACACCGCGCGUGCUGAAAGGCAACGGCGCUCCCAAGCUGCUAGGCCGUGUCCAGAGCACCGGUUUCCCCGACGUAUUCCCUAUUCUGAUUGCUUCGGAAGCAUCACUGGCCGAAUUGAACACCCGCCUUCGUCGCAUCGACGUCGACCCAAUCACCGUCGAGCGGUUCAGGCCGAAUAUCAUCGUCCGUGGCGAAACACCCUGGGUCGAAGAUUCAUGGAAGACAGUCCGCAUUCGCAAUGCACCUAAGAAGUCGGGCUUAGACACCAGCGGUACUCCCAAACAGAAGGUCAACCACGCACCAAUUGAUCUGGACAUCGUUGCUCGCUGUGCGCGCUGUCAAGUACCGAAUGUCGACCCGGAUUCCGCGGCGAAACAUAAGAGGCAGCCGUGGGAUAUGCUGGUUUCAUAUCGUCGUGUUGAUGAGGGGAUCAAGUAUAAGCCUUGUUUUGGGAUGUUGGCUGCGCCGAGGAGUGAGGGGCUUGUGGAGGUGGGGAUGAAAUUGGAGGUUUUGGAGGAGACGACUCAGCAUCGGUAUAUUACUGGGUUUUGA
This is a messenger RNA of Penicillium daleae, 1152 nucleotides long. RefSeq names its product MOSC domain-containing protein. Lineage: Eukaryota; Fungi; Ascomycota; Eurotiomycetes; Eurotiales; Aspergillaceae. Gene Ontology annotation, molecular function: catalytic activity; molybdenum ion binding; pyridoxal phosphate binding. The record is from RefSeq and is a predicted model, not a curated record. Bases 1 to 1152 code for a protein of 383 amino acids. The transcript has a single exon.